Molecule: messenger RNA, 1158 nt
Organism: Camellia sinensis
Lineage: Eukaryota; Viridiplantae; Streptophyta; Magnoliopsida; Ericales; Theaceae
Product: transcription factor IBH1
Biological process (GO): regulation of DNA-templated transcription
Source: RefSeq, a predicted model, not a curated record
AAAAGAUUGAUUCCCCAACUCUCCCUCCUCCUCCUCUCUCUCUCUCCUCACCGCCCAUUCUCAAUCCCUUCUCUCUCUCUUCUUUUUUUUUUCUCAUUCUCUUCACACAUUUGUUCUGACAAUUCCCUCUCUCUGUCUCUCUGUUUGGUUUAAGAUAGAUAGAUAUUGUGUCAGAAAUCAGAACUGAAGUUUCCUUUUGUCCUUCUGAGCAAGGAGGCCCCUUUGUGUCAGAAGAAAAUCUUGGUGUCCAACUCUUGUUUCUCUUUCAUUCCAUCACAAACCCUUCAUCUAUAUAUACACACACACACACCCAACUCUCCAAAACCCUAAAUUUUGCUCUCACUCUCUUACUUUCUCCAUAUACCCUCUCUUCAGCCCUUCAUGACUCCUCAGCCCUUACUCAUGAAACCUAAUUCUAUCAAAACUAGGUUUGCUUAUGGGUUUCUAAGAGCCCUAAACAGUCUGAACAAGAACAAACCCUCUUCACCAUCGUCUCCAAAAGUGAUUUUUCGACGAUGUCGGAUGAUAAAACUGGCUGCUGAUGCAUCCAUGGCUUCUGCAGUUGGAUCAAGGAGGGCUUGGAGCCGGGCUGUGCUUUGCAAAAUUCGAUGCCAGCGUGCCUUGGCGAUGAGAGGAAGAAUAAGAUCUGGUGGCUUCAGAAGGAGAUCAGGUGCUGGAAAAGGGUUUGGUGUUGGCCAAACCGAUGGGCUCAGAAAGCUCGUACCGGGCGGUGGAGCCAUGGAUUUGUGCUGCUUGUUGGAUGAAACUGCACACUACAUCAAGUGCCUUACCACCCAGGUACAGGUCAUGAGAAAUAUUGUUGAUAUUUGCUCUACUUGAGUCUUCUGUAAUUGCCUUGUGUUGUUAUAUAGAUAAAUACAAUACAAAUAAAUCCAAUCCACAGAGAGAGAGAGAGAGAGAGGAGGGGGGGGGGGAGGGGGUUAUCACGGAUGUAAUUUACAGUUUCUGGCAAGAGAUAGCUUGAAGAGAAACUUGGGUUUUUUAUUUGCAGAAGUAGAGAAGUAAAAUAGCCAUGACCCAUGUACCAAUGUAAAUUAUACAGAUAUGUGGCUUUUAUUGCCUGUGUGUACAUACAGAGCUGGUUUGUAAUUCUACACUUUUACUAUCUUGUCACAAUUUGCUUGCUUUUUCUUGAUU